AUGCCGAAACUAAACUUCUCAAAGUUAAAAAGCUCCCCAAACGGUGCUGAUUCUGGAAGUUCAUCUGGUAAAAAACAAGUGUCACUUUCUCGAUUCUUCUCGCCUGCGAAACCUCGGCAACAAAAAGUAGCCACUGAUGAUGCCGCGGCAGCUUCGUCGAGAAGAGCCAGUGGUGGUGGGCGUGGCACGGGCCCGACGGUGGGGCCGGAUGACAGCGGUCGUAGAAAUGAAGCAGAGAGGAGUGGACCUCUUGAGGUGAUCAUCAUUAAACUGAAACGUCUCAUCUCACCGGGGGAAACCGGAAAAGAAAGUUUCAAGAGACAGAAAAUUCAAGAUGAAUCAUCAUGUCAGCUAUCUAGCGAUACACUUAAACAUCUCAAGCACUUCCAGUCACCAAUGCACGCUUCAACAUCAACCACAAAGGUGUCAUCGAAGAAGACGACUGAUAAAAGUGGUGGGGCUAGCAAAAAAACUCUGUCACAUACAGCCCCAAGCCCUACCUCAGAACGGGGAAAGAGAAGUCGGCACAACUCUGACCAAAAAACCACAAGGCCUCCACCGAAACGAAGUUCUUCAAAAGGUUACGACAAGCAUGAUGUUGAAGAAGAGUUUGAAACUGAAAGUAUUCCUUCAACGUCAAAAGCUAGCCGCAGCAGCACGACCCAGAAAACAACAAAGGUUCGACCGUUUCAGAAGGAGAAGUUUCAAUCCAAACCGGACAAACAGAAUGCAUCUAGCUCUGGGAGAGCUGAAGUCUCGUCCAAGUUGUCGUCAACCAGACCGGUCAGUGUGAAAUACACACCACUGGAGCUGCAGUUUAUUGAGAUUAAGAGGCAGCACCCAGACACGCUGCUCUUUGUGGAGUGUGGGUACCGGUACAGAUUCUUUGGUGAAGAUGCUGAGAUUGCUGCCAAAGAGCUGAACAUCUUCUGCCAUCUGGACCAUAACUUCAUGGUAGCAAGCAUCCCUGUGUACCGUCUCUUUGUCCACACCCGACGGCUGGUUUCUAAGGGUCACAAAGUGGGUGUGGUCAAGCAGACCGAGACCGCAGCUCUGAAGGCUGCUGGGGAGAAUAAGGGCGCGCCCUUUGAAAGGAAACUAACUGCGCUGUAUACAAAGUCUACGCUGAUUGGGGAAGAUGUGGACCCUGUCAGUGGCGAUCCCGAAUGUGAGAUGUCGUCGGCCAUUGCUCCUACCAACUACCUGUUGUGCUUCAGUGAGUUCACAAAACCUGGAAAAGCAAAAGUCAAAAAGGACCAGUUGGAAUUCGGAUUAGUGGCCAUCCAACCAGCCACUGGUGACAUCAUCUACGACAGUUUCCAUGACAACAGUCACCUUAGUGAGUUAGAUACUCGCCUUCAGCAUAUCCAACCGGUGGAGCUCCUUCUCCCUAGCCUUAUGUCCGAUAAGACGGAGAAAUUUAUACGAGACAUGGUCUCUAGCAGCACAACUGAUGAUGACCGCAUCCGCAUUGAGAGGAUGGAGAAUGGGCACUUUGAAUACACACAAGCUCUGGAGAUCAUCUCGGCGUUCUACGGUGAAGGGGAUGUGGCAUCAGGAUCCAAAGAGAAGGCAGCUUCAGGAAAAUUGAAUCAAGGGAGGAGACUACAAGAGAUGAUCAACCUACCUGUACCAGUUAUCUGCUGUCUGGCAGCUCUACUGGCCUACCUGAAGGAGUUCCAGCUUCAUCGUGUACUCAAGAUGGCCAGCAAUCUGGUGUCCUUCUCGGCAAGAUCAAAGUUCAUGAAGCUUGAUGCGUAUGCUCUCCGUAAUCUAGAGAUCUUCAAGAACCAGACUGAUGGCUCAGUGAAGGGUAGUCUCCUCUGGGUGCUAAACCACACAAAGACCAGAUUUGGAGGCAGACUCCUGAGAAAAUGGUUAGCUACACCGCUGAUGUCACUAGGUGAUAUUCAGACCCGUCAGGACGCUGUCAAGGAACUGAUAGAGUCGGACUGUGAGGCAUUGACCCAAGCUAAAGAUCUCCUGGCUCGUCUACCCGACCUGGAGAAAGGCAUCUGUAGUAUUUACCAUAAGAAAUGCUCCUCAGCCGAGUUCUACACUGUAGUCAAGUCACUGAGUAAGCUAGCCCACACCCUGGGAUCUCUACAGCAACUGGCUGAAGAUCAAAUCAAGUCUGAACUUCUCAAGACCAUCCUCAGUGAGACCCCAUCACUCCUUGAAGAUGUUCACGUCUUCUUUCAAGCUAUCAAUGAGAAGGCUGCGAAGGAGGGCAACAAAACCAGUUUAUUCUGUGACACAUCAACAUACCCUGGGGUGGUACGCUGCGAGUCUGACAUCACUAAGGUGCUGGGGCAGAUUCACGAUCACCGCAAGGAAAUCAGACGCAUCUUAAGGAAACCAACCCUGGAAUAUGUGACAGUGUCUGGAUUGGAGUUUCUUAUAGAAGUCAAGAACAGCCUUCUAAAAGAAGCACCGAAUGACUGGACAAAAAUCAGCUCCACCAAGCAAGUGACUCGGUUUCACAGUCCAUUCAUCGUGAAAUCCUUCAGGAAGCUUUCCCAGCUAAGAGAGCAACUUACCAUCGAAUGUCAAAAAGCGUGGCUACAAUUCCUGGAUUCAUUUGGUGAGCGUUAUCUUGCGUAUCGGAAAGCAGUCCAGCAUCUAGCCGCAUUAGAUUGUCUCUUUUCAUUGGCUGAACUUGGGAGACAAGAUGGUUAUUGUAGACCUAUCUUUUGCGAGAAUGGCCUCUCUCAAGUUCACAUAGAGGGCGGCAGACAUCCGGUUGUCAGCACAUUGCUAGGUGAACAGGAGCAGUAUGUGCCUAAUGGUACUCACAUGGAGGGUGUAGGAGAACGUUGCAUGAUCAUCACUGGUCCCAAUAUGGGUGGUAAGAGUAGUUACAUCAGACAGGUUGCACUGAUUACCAUUAUGGCUCAACUAGGAAGCUGGGUACCAGCGGAGUCUGCUAAGCUUGGGGUCUUGGAUGCCAUUUACACAAGGAUGGGAGCAUCAGACAACAUUAUCCAGAAGCGAAGUACAUUCAUGACGGAGUUACAAGAAGCCUCUGAUAUCCUGAGUCAGGCUACAGAUCGUAGUCUCGUCAUCUUAGACGAGCUGGGCCGAGGGACGAGCACCCAUGACGGAGUAGCGAUUGCAUUUGCUACGGCAAAAUAUUUCAUUCAAGAGGUGAAGCCCCUGCUGCUCUUUGUAACACACUACCCAUCAUUGUCGGAACUACAGAGGCUGUUUCCAGACCAUGUGGCCAAUUAUCACAUGGCGUUCCUACUUCACGAGAACAAAAAAGAAAAGGACCAGCCUUCUGCACUAGAUGUCAUUACUUUCUUGUAUCAACUGGUACCCGGCGUUGCAGCUAGAAGCUAUGGGCUCAACGUUGCUAGACUAGCCGCGGUACAGGAUGACAUCAUCAAAGUAGCUGCCACCAAGUCUCGGGAGCUCGAGAAGAUUGUCAUGGCAACAAGAGCAAACAAAUUGUCUCUAAAGAAACUGUGGGGGAACUCGCCAAAGCGAAUCAAGGCAGCCAUUGGCGACGUCGAGAUGUCCCGUUAGUUCUACACAGUGGGCGCCAAGCACUGUCAAUCCAGCCCCAGACAUCAGGCAGUCAUUUAAGGUGAACAUGGUGAAGGUGUCCCAAGAUACAAUGCAUCUUGCAGUUUGUGGUUAUUUACUUGUGAAGGUUCCAAGAACUAAUGAUUUCGGUCAAGGACUGUUCACAUUGUUGUGUUUGAAUCGGGGUCUAUAGAAGUUGAAGCCACAGAAUGCUGGUUGCUUCUAUGGGUGCGUUCGUUUAGCUUCCCUGGGUCUACCCCGCAGUGCUCACCCUGGCAAGAGCUAAUCGAACGAUC
Messenger RNA from Asterias rubens (European starfish), 3824 nucleotides. RefSeq names its product DNA mismatch repair protein Msh3-like. The record is from RefSeq and is a predicted model, not a curated record. Lineage: Eukaryota; Metazoa; Echinodermata; Asteroidea; Forcipulatida; Asteriidae. Gene Ontology annotation, molecular function: ATP binding; mismatched DNA binding; ATP-dependent DNA damage sensor activity. The transcript is spliced from 22 exons. Gene Ontology annotation, cellular component: nucleus. Gene Ontology annotation, biological process: mismatch repair; mitotic recombination. The coding region runs from base 1 to 3528 and encodes 1175 amino acids.